Glossina fuscipes is the source of this 10152-nucleotide messenger RNA. RefSeq names its product plexin-A2 (gene PlexA). Gene Ontology annotation, molecular function: semaphorin receptor activity; protein binding. Lineage: Eukaryota; Metazoa; Arthropoda; Insecta; Diptera; Glossinidae. The record is from RefSeq and is a predicted model, not a curated record. The transcript has 9 exons. Gene Ontology annotation, biological process: sensory neuron axon guidance; positive regulation of axonogenesis; regulation of cell shape. Gene Ontology annotation, cellular component: semaphorin receptor complex. Bases 897 to 6953 code for a protein of 2018 amino acids.
UUCUUGAAGCUGUGAGAAAAAGGAUUGCAACAACUGCUUGAUAAUCGUAACCACAUAUUUGACACAAAUCAAAAAGAGAUGACAAAUGCAAAAAGAACUAAGUAGGGAUUUGUGGGUGUAAAAUUCAGAAGUUACAAUCAAUUUCCAUGUACUGAAAACAAAAAAAGAUGCGGAGAAACUUGGUUUCUACCAGUAUUGCCACGAAAAACGAUCGACAUGCCAUCCAUUAAUACAGGAGAAAUUUGCGCUUUUUAAUUGAAUGUGUACGCUUGUAAUAAGGGCGGAGAUUCGGAAAAAUUUUUCUAUUUGAUUGAAAACAGUUCUCAAAAAGUUGCAUCAAACUCUACUGAAAUAACUAAAUUCGCAUUUCUCGUUUAGCUUACCAGCUUGUCUAUGUGUAUAUCAAAAAACGGCAAAUAAUUAGGAAUGUGUAAAGUGCGUAUAAGUUAAUUAUGUGAGAAACUAUUUACAGCAAUGUGUACGUGAGAUGAUUUUAAUAAGUGUAUGUAUGGUUACCGUAUGUGUGUUUAUAGAGAGCUGUUGCCUACCACACGACAUAUAGUGUCUCCCGAGAAAUGCAACAAAUAUCAAGUGAAAAUGUAUAUAUUAGAUUGAUAUAAAAAUAAAAGUAAAAAUGUAGUAAGAAAAUUAAAAUUGAAAUUAAAGAAGAAGUCUAAAGUGAAUUAAAAAUAAAUUAACAGAUUUAAAAUAAAUGUUGCAAAUAUGCCAAUUUACGGAAAGUACACCGCUUAGAAUCAACACAGUGUUAAUAUUAUAAGUAGCUAGUUAUCCAUUUAAUCGACGCCAUCUACUCCACCCCCUUUCAUGGAAAACAUAAAAACAUUGCGUACAAUAUCACCUUAAAACAACACAUGUAAGCAUUUAUGUAACGAAAAAUGAAGUUGGUAAUGUGCAUUCUCCUGACAUGGAUGAUGCAGUGCGUCACCUCAUUGAGAAGCGUUAAUAUGCAACAAAGUAGCCAAAGCAGUACAAGUACUAUCUUUAAGUCUUUUCCACUGGACAAUAGCAGUAACCCGUCGCGAACAGUAACCGCAACAAAGUUGCCAUUUCAAGUGUCAGUAACCGCGUCAUCCCUUACAUUAAAAAGCUCUUUAUUUUUCAAAAUUGGCAAUUUUGAGGUAGCUGACUUGAGAGUGGAGAACAUGAGAAGUGGCAAUAUUGGGGAAGAACGCUCAAACACUACUUCAUCUCGUAUACAGUUCCAAUCCAGGGUAAACAUCAGCGGAACUGAUAAAAAUUACAGCAAUAUCAUUACGCACGUGGCUAAUUUUGAUACAUCGCUAAAUCAUUUGGUGGUUGAUUCAGUGACAGGUCGUGUGUACGUUGGUGGAGUCAAUCGCUUGUAUCAGCUCUCUCCAGACCUAGAAGUUCACGAGACAGUGAAGACCGGUCCAAAAAAUGACUCUGUUGAAUGCACUAUUUUGGAUUGUCCCCUGCAUGCAGUGCGCCGGCUUACAGAUAAUUAUAAUAAAGUUCUUUUGAUCGAUCGAGCGACAUCUAGACUUAUAGUGUGCGGUUCGUUAUUUCAGGGAACGUGCACAGUCAGAAAUUUACAAAACAUCAGCAUCGUAGAGCAGGAGGUACCGGAUGCCGUAGUGGCCAAUGAUGCCAACUCGUCAACUGUGGCUUUUAUUGCGCCUGGUCCACCACAACAUCCAGUUACUAACGUCAUGUACGUUGGUGUAACUUAUACGAACAAUUCUCCCUACCGCAGCGAAAUACCAGCAGUUGCAUCGCGCUCAUUAGAAAAGUCUAAAAUGUUUCAAAUAGCGUCUUCUGCUGUGACAACAGGGACACGUACAUUCAUCAAUUCAUAUGCUCGUGAAUCGUAUCUGGUCACCUAUAUAUAUGGUUUUAGCUCAGAGCGUUUUUCAUAUUUUCUUACUACACAACUGAAGCACAAUCAUCACUCUACGCCUAAAGAAUAUAUUACAAAGUUGGUGCGUAUUUGCCAAGAGGAUUCUAAUUAUUACUCGUACACUGAGAUACCUGUGGACUGCAUUAGCACGGAGCACGGUGGUACCAAAUACAAUCUAGUGCAAGCCGCUUAUCUGGGUAAGCCCAGCACAGAUUUGGCUAAUAGCCUUUCGAUAACUCCUCAAGAUGACGUGUUAUUUGGUGUGUUUUCGGAAGGUCGCGGGAACGUAUCUACUGACAAUUCAGCUAUAUGCAUUUAUUCUUUGAAAGCCAUUCGACGUAAAUUUAUGCAGAAUAUUAAGUCAUGUUUCAAUGGCGUAGGAUCGCGUGGGUUAGAUUUUAUAUCUCCAAACAUGGAUUGUGUACCAACGAAACUUCAAACCAUUGGUGAGGAUUUCUGUGGGUUGGAUGUCAACUCACCGUUAGGUGGAGAUCAACCUAUUACUGCUGUACCUGUAGCUGUUUUAAGAGAUAAUCUGACAUCAAUAGCUGCUACUAGCACAAGUGGUUAUACGGUUGUUUUCGUAGGAACAGGCAUUGGCUGUUUGAAAAAGGUAGUUGUCGAAUCAAGUACAGUUGCCAAUGAAUAUGCAAAUAUACCUAUAAAUAUUGGCUCUCCAAUUAACCGUGACAUGCAUUUUGACAACCAAAAUUUGCAUGUCUACCUCAUGUCACGCACGCAAGUCGUCAAAGUUAAAGUAUAUGAUUGCUUAGGUUACAAGACGUGCGGAGAAUGCCUAGGAGCGCGAGAUCCGUACUGUGGCUGGUGUUCCUUAGAAAAUAAAUGCAGUCCCCGAUCGGCUUGUCAGAACGAAGUUAACGACCCUUUAUAUUGGGUUAGUUAUAAAACGGGUAAAUGUACCACCAUUACAAGCGUUAUGCCACAUCAAUUACAACGCACUACUGCCCGUACGUUGGAGUUAACCAUAGAUCACUUGCCGCAGCUGAAAGAGAAUUUAGUUUGUGCUUUUACUACAGAAGAGAAAGCUCUCUUUACUAAUGCCACAAAAAAGCGUAAUGGUGUCAAUUGCACUACGCCUCGCACAGAUAUGUUGCCCCAAAUUGAACAAGGCAAACACCACUUCACAGCAAAGUUAUCAGUGCGUACACGUAAUGGUCCGGAUUUAGUGUCUACCGAUUUUACUUUUUUCGAUUGCAGUACCCAUUCGUCGUGCACACGUUGCGUGUCCUCAGAAUUUCCAUGCGAUUGGUGUGUUGAAGCCCAUCGUUGUACACAUGAUACUGCCGAAAAUUGCCGAAAUGACAUUCUAGUGACGGGUGUAAGUCGCAUCGGUCCCAGCUACCGUUCAGGACCUGGGUUUUGCCCCACUAUCAAUGCUACGGGCGACGGUAGUGAAGUUCUGGUCGCAGCUGGUACGAGCAAAUCAAUAAAAGUAAAAGUUCAUAUUAUUGGGCAGUUUAUUGUUCAGACACGCUUUGUAUGUCAGUUCAAUAUCGAAGGUCGUGUUACUAGUUUAAAUGCCCAACUUUUGGGUGACACAAUUUAUUGUGAUAACAUGGAGUUCCAGUACACUUCCCGGUCGCCAAAUUUAACUGCAACAUUUGCUGUUAUAUGGGGUGGUUCGAAGCCUUUGGAUAAUCCGCAUGAUAUACAUGUGGUUAUUUAUCGAUGCCGUGAUAUGGCGGAUAGCUGUGGCAUGUGUCUAGCUUUACCCGAAAAGUAUAACUGCGGUUGGUGUUCAUCGACAAAUACUUGUGAGGUCGAGGAGCAGUGCAACAAAAAUAAUGAGGGCAAAACGGAUUGGUUGAAUCGUAUGGAAACUUGUCCAAAUCCUCAAAUACAUUCCUUUUCACCCAAGACGGGCCCAUGGGAAGGUGGAACGAAUAUAACAAUACUCGGUAUUAAUUUAGGCAAAAACUUCACAGAUAUUUAUUCGGGUGUACGCAUAGCUGGCAUUAAUUGUAUGCCUUUCCAACAAUAUUAUAUAGACACCAAACAAAUUGUGUGUACUGUCGAUAGUCCUGGCGUGCAGAUGUAUCGUAGCGGCCGUAUUGUCGUUCAAAUCGGGGAUUAUCGAGGUGAAUCAAAGGAAGAUUACGAGUUUGUUGAUCCCAAAAUAACAAAUUUCUCACCGAAAUACGGUCCAGUUUCUGGAGGUACUCAGAUACGUAUUAUCGGCAAAUAUCUUAAUGCCGGUUCCCGCAUUCAAGCUUUCAUCAACGAACAUCUACCUUGUGAGAUUUUGAGCGUUGACGUUAACCAGGCAACUUGUCGCACCUCCCCAUCUCCUGGCAUAAUAGAAGGUCGUUUAAAAAUGAUGUUUGACAAUGGGCCACGCGAGUUUAAUGAAUAUAAUUACAAGUACGUAUUAGACCCAACCGUAGAACAAGUGUCUUCGGGUCCCAGUGGUCAAUUGAAAGUGCCGAAGGGCAUACCUGCCGGGGGUAUUCAAAUCUCUGUAGUAGGUACUCAAUUCAACUAUAUUCAGAAUCCUAACAUGUACAUUAUAUUCAAAAACAAAACAUUCGUAAGCCAAUGUUCAGUGUUGACAGGAACUGAAAUGGUAUGUGAUUCACCAGUGAUUGAUGUAGAUAAUUAUUUUUUGGAUGCUGAGAAGCCGGAAAUGCUUGAAUAUGGUUUCUUUAUGGACAAUGUACUACAAGUGCAGAAUCUUUCAUCGAGGCAUAAAAACUUCUUCGAACUUUAUCCAAAUCCAAUUUACCAUAAUUUUGAAGAGCGAGUGAAAUAUUACAAGAGUGAAUAUUUGACGAUUAAUGGUCGAAAUUUAGAUCGUGCGUGCCGGGAAUCUGAUGUAUUAGUGUUUAUAGGCAAGAAGGGAACCUGCAAUAUAACGUCGCUUUCUCGUCAGCAAUUAACUUGUAGGCCACCGGCUGAACCAUUCGAUGAAGAUGAUGAGGACAAUGGAAACAGUGACGACUCUGGCCCAGAAGUCAUCGUACGUAUUGGUCGUUCUUUGGAAUAUCGGAUUGGUGUUCUUAGCUAUACUUCUCCCAACCUUAUGCAUGAUUUGGGCAAAAAUGCUUUCUUUGUCGUCAUUGCUGGUAUCAUUCUCAUCGUUUUAAUAUUUGUAGCCCUGCUUAUUGCUUACAAGAAGAAAACUUCAGAGUCGAAUCGUGUUUUACGCAAUAUGCAGGAACAAAUGGAUAUACUAGAGUUGCGGGUAGCGGCGGAAUGUAAAGAGGCGUUUGCAGAGCUACAAACAGAGAUGACGGACUUAACAGGAGAUCUUACUUCUGGUGGAAUACCUUUUCUUGAUUAUCGCACCUAUGCCAUGAAAAUUUUAUUUCCCAAUCAUGAAGAUCACAUUGUCCUACAAUGGGAGCGACCAGAAUUAUUACGUAAAGAGAAAGGUUUACGUCUCUUUGGACAGCUUAUUAUGAAUAAAACCUUCUUAUUACUAUUUAUAAGAACGCUAGAGUCCAACCGUUAUUUUUCUAUGCGUGAGCGAGUUAACGUGGCGUCGUUGAUAAUGGUUACGUUACAGUCUAAACUGGAGUAUUGCACCGAUAUACUUAAAACGCUUUUGGGUGAUCUGAUCGAGAAAUGCAUUGAAGGAAAAUCGCAUCCAAAGUUGCUGCUUCGUCGCACAGAAAGUGUCGCGGAGAAAAUGCUUAGCGCUUGGUUUACCUUUUUGCUAUACAAGUUUUUGAAAGAAUGUGCUGGCGAACCGCUUUACAUGUUGUUUCGCGCUGUAAAAGGACAGGUCGACAAAGGACCAGUCGAUGCAUGCACGCACGAAGCUCGAUACUCUCUCAGUGAGGAGAAACUGAUACGACAAUUAAUUGACUUUAGACCAAUGACGGUUUGCGCUAGUAUCAUACAACAACAAAUAUUUUGUAAUAAUAUGGAUAUGUUGCCCUCACAUACCGAAAAUGUUCCUGUUAAAGUCUUAGAUUGUGAUACGAUUGGCCAGGUCAAGGAGAAAUGUUUGGAUACCAUAUAUCGAAAUACCCCUGCUAGUCAAAGACCACGGAAAGAUGAUUUAGAUUUGGUUCUUUUUAUAGAAUGGCGAACCGGUGCUUCAGGUCGUGUUAUUUUAUACGACGAGGACACAACAUCAAAAACCGAAAACGAGUGGAAAAAAAUUAACACUUUGCAACACUAUAACGUACCGGAUGUUGCUACUUUAAGUUUGGUACCUAAGCAAAGUUCAAUAUACAACUUCUCCAUACUAUCGGACAAAAAUGAAAAAUCUCACAAGUAUGAAACUCUUAACUUAUCGAAGUAUACAUCGUCUUCACCGACCUUCAGCCGAGCCGGAAGCCCCCUAAAUAAUGAACUGCAUGAAAAUGGCAUCAAGUAUUGGCACUUGGUCAAGCAUCACGAUAACGAUUUGCAAAAGGAAGGAGAACGUGUUAACAAAUUAGUGUCGGAAAUUUAUUUGACGCGAUUGUUGGCAACUAAAGGAACGUUACAGAAAUUUGUUGAUGACUUGUUUGAAACCAUAUUUAGUACUGCACACCGUGGUUCAGCUUUGCCUUUAGCUAUUAAAUAUAUGUUUGAUUUUCUUGACGAUCAAGCUUUGCUACAUGGUAUUACUGAUCCUGAAGUUGUUCACACCUGGAAAAGUAAUAGUUUGCCAUUAAGAUUUUGGGUUAACCUAAUUAAAAAUCCAAAUUUUGUGUUUGAUAUACACAAGUCAAAUAUCGUUGACUCUUGCUUAUCAGUGGUAGCGCAAACAUUUAUGGACUCUUGUUCAACUUCGGACCAUAGAUUAGGCAAAGAUUCUCCUAGCUCAAAACUUUUAUACGCUAAAGAUAUUCCCGAGUACCGAAAGUGGGUAGAUCGUUACUAUCGUGAUAUACGAGAAAUGCCACCGAUAUCUGACCAAGAUAUGAACGCGAUGUUCGCUGAGGAAUCAAGACUUCAUACCACAGAGUUUAAUACAAAUUGUGCCCUCCAUGAAUUGUACACUUACGCUGUAAAAUAUAAUGAGCAAUUAACAGUGACAUUGGAAGAGGAUGAAUUUUCACAAAAGCAACGGCUUGCCUUUAAAUUAGAACAAGUGCACAAUAUUAUGUCGGCUGAAUAAAAUGAAAUAAUACGAAAUCAACAUUUUACUUAAAGUAACUAUUAAGGUGUUCAAAACUUUCGUCAAGUGAGUAACUUAUGUAUGCAUAUACAUACACACACAGUAAGAGUUGCUGAAACUCAAAAAAGUGCAAUGCUUUUUACAUAAUGAAAUAGUAAGGAAAAAUCUGAACUGUAGUUUCAUAAUAAUACUUGUUUCCAUAAAGAACAAACUAUAGAAAUAUAAACAAAAACUCAUUUCAAAAAACUAGCACAUAAUGUCCAGAAACAUUCCACUUAAAGUAAGGUCUUGUAAACUCAACUUUAUUUUUGAAAGGCUAAUGUAGACUAGCACUAAUAACUAGGGUCGACACCUUUUAUUUUCUCGAAUGGAUCGUUACUGGGUAUUACGCCUUAUAAAAUAAAUACAUACUUGAUGCUCGCAAUCGUAAAAAAAAUAAAAUAAAAAAAAACUGGAAAAUAUCAAUACAUUUAUUAUAGUGAAUCGUACCAAAAAUGUAUGAAAAAUAAUACAUGCAAAGAAAUUUAAAAUUGACGAAUAUCAAAAAAAUAUAUAUUAAUAGGUACUUUAAAAAAUAUUGAACUUUCAAGAGCCAAAAUUUGUACGUUAAUUUCAUUCAAUCAAUUUACAUACAUACGAUCUACACCUGACGCUCUUUACUGAGGCUGUACACUUUUAGGCUACAUAUUUAUUUGCACUAAAAUACAUACACAUCUUUAGCACAUACAUAUUUAUAUAAAUUUUACGUGUAUUUAGUUCACUGUUCGUAAUAAGUUCUGAGGUCGUUUGAACGCCGAUGGCACUUGAUUUCCUCUGAUUUGGUCCGCUGUAUCAGCCAUAAAUACACAAUUUAUUGCCACCUAUAUUCAGUUUUCUUCAAUCGUUAAUUACUUUCGGUUUUUGGUUUGAAUAUUACCUUAGCUUACCUUCCGAAGGUAGAUUUCUUAUAUAUCAGCAUGCUUUGUAUGUAGAUCGAUAUUAAGCAGAGAAUUGGCCACCAUUUCAAUACUAUAAUUUACUGUUAACUAUAUAAAGCAAGUUCAUAAUUAUGAAAAAGGUACUUACAAAUAACGAUAAGGUUACUUACUAUUCAAUGAAAAUGUGAAUUGUUUUGUUUACUUCAAAAACAUUUUUAAAAAGUGUUCAAUAAUACUUCUCUCCGUUCUGUAUCUAUACUUUGUUUUCUUUUUUAUUUUGCAUUUAAAUAAUUAGUAUGCAUUUCCCAAAUAAAAGAAACUUUACUAAAACGUGUUGUAAUUUUUUGUUUUAACCAUGGAACAAUAUCGUGUAUGCAAAUUUCCUCGUUUCAUGUCUAUUGCUCCCUUUAUUUAGAGCUGAACGCAAAAAGUCAAUUCUGGCCAAACCUUUUAAAAUGCGUCUGUGGCCAAUUUCAUCUUAUUUUCUUGUUCGUACGUCCAUCUGUUUAAUUAAGAAUCCUCAAUACAAAGCGCGAUGAUUUUAAAAUUCAUUGCCCCAUGAUUUACGCAGAUAUGCUAUAAAAAUGCAGACUUAUUAAGAUAUAUUAUAAAAUUUUCCAAUAUGUCAAACAUAUCCCAUUUUAGAAUUACAAAAAUUGAAAUGUACAAACCAUUAUAAAAAAACAAGUAAAAACGAUUCGCUAUCUUUGUUUUUUUUUCUGUUUUUUAUUCCAAACGAUUUUUUAACAAGUAACAUCUGGUUCAUCUGUUUUCGAUCAUAAUUUUUGCGAUUUUUAGUUUAUGAGUUCUACACUAGAAGUGGAAAUAGUAUAGUCAGUUAAUUAUUGCAUAAAAUCAUCAUCGAGUUGAAAGUUGUAUGGUAGCAAGGGUAACUGCAUGUAAAGUUUGAAAGCCUGUUUUUUACAUAAAAUAAUAUGUUACACAAAUUACUGGGUUUACGCUUUUGUCGAGAACAAUUUUUCUGGGCGUCAUUUAACGUAUGAUUUCAAUUCAGAUAUGAUUUUAUUAUAAUUUUAAGGUAUGUGAACUGUAAAGUAAUUCUUUCUUUGUUAAUAUGAUUUUAAAUUUUAGAACUUUUAUUAUCCUUGCAUAUAUAAAUUUUGAUAUUGAAGGGAAUAUUUUUGUCACAUUUUACGAUAUCUCUAUCCACCAUUUACAAAGAUUUUUUCAAAUAGUAUGCGAUUAUUGAGUUAAUUGCGGUUGUGCAACUCCAUUUAUCUCAUUAUUGAAUUUUUAAAACUCAAUCUGCGUUAUUUUGUUUGAAAAAUGAGCUACAUAUUAUGGUGUUAUUUCAAUAAGUUCACGGAUUGAUUACUAAGCAAAAUUUUUUAUCGGUUUGCUUUUGUAUUUACAGACCACACUUUUACUCCUUUUCGCAUUUUAAAGUCAAAUAAUUAACAAUGUUGAGAUAGCAACUUGUAGGAUUACCCAAUAUUAUAUGCAUAUUUCUAUAUAUGACUUUUCAUAUUUAGUAAGUUCUUUUUAUAUUUCGUCUAUUUCAUUUCUUAUGCUUACAUAAUAAACGUCGAAUACUUUGCAGACCGUGUUGUUUUAACUUGUAUAUUGGAGACUGUUCUUUACGUUAGCGUAUGUUUAUACGUAUUUCAAAUAUUUUUAAAAAAUUUUUUCAUAACUUUUUAACAUGUUUGUAAGUACUUAUAUGUAGUAAAAAUAUAUUUGGUUAUUUCUGUAAAUUUAUUUGUGCGACUGUAUCUAUAAAUAUUGUACCCAUCAGUCAGAAUUCAAAAUUGAUGAUUUUACCAUACCAAUAUAAAGUAAGUCGACGUAACUUAGGGAAUAGAUAUCAACCAACAGUGCAGAUAGUUUUGAGUUAACUUUACGAACGUGUAGCUAAGCGAUAGAUUAUUCUCUCAUUUAUUUCUUUGUUAACUAACGGAAGAUGGACAGUCUUAUAUUUUCCUUCCAUUUGUAUAGACGAAGGAAUAUGUUUGAAGGCCAAAAGUGCAGAUCACUUAUAUCAUAAAAAUUGUCUGGUACAACAAGCUUAAACGAUGAUUUACUGCGAUUGUAUAAAAGCGUCAUUAUACGCCAGGUUUAAUUGUGAAUUUAACUGUGCCGAUCUCAAUAUGCCAACCUUAUUUACCUUUUAUGAAAUAAUUUAUAUCAACCUUCAUUGCAAAAUGCGAUAUAAAUAUCGGUUCGUUGGGUAGAAAAAUAACCAAACCUUUCGUAACGCCAAACAUUGCGCAUUUUGAAGCAAAGGUAGUUGGUUAUGAGAGUAUCUUUUGUUACUUUUAUAU